AUGAACCAAAACAGUAUUGCUGUGCAGAAUGACAAAUUGAACAUUGGCCCUCGCAUAAACUGGAUUGCCAAGUCCCUAUGGCAAACGAUGACUGGGAGCCAGACUGGUGCAGAGAAGGACGGGACACUCUUCCAUGCCGAUCGUACCUGGCCUAUGCCAGACUUCACAGAUCCUUUCACCGGCUGGGACCUCCUACAAGUUGUCAAUGGAGCUUACACCGCGGGUCACACUGCGAAGAAUUAUCUGUACCAGACUAUACGGCAAGCUCUUGGAAAGCGAGACAUUCGACUCAAGCUUCUUUGCCUCGAAGCGGAGAAACUGCCUGAAUAUCCCGACCCGUCCGGUCGCCGUCGGAAUGUCGACCGAAUUGAGGUAACUCGGCUCGAUAAAGGUGACGGGGACCGUAUUGCUUCGCAUAGGAAGCAGGUAGGGCCUAUGAUAGAGCUUCUGCGGGAGCAGAAGAAGAAGCUGGCUAAGGGGGUUGAGCGGUGGUGUCAGGAACGGGGUGUUUAG
This is a messenger RNA of Penicillium bovifimosum, 513 nucleotides long. RefSeq lists its product as uncharacterized. The coding region runs from base 1 to 513 and encodes 170 amino acids. NCBI's taxonomy places the organism in Eukaryota, Fungi, Ascomycota, Eurotiomycetes, Eurotiales, Aspergillaceae. The transcript is spliced from 4 exons. The record is from RefSeq and is a predicted model, not a curated record.